This is a messenger RNA of Ectocarpus sp. CCAP 1310/34, 2458 nucleotides long. The record is from the annotation of a GenBank genome assembly. NCBI's taxonomy places the organism in Eukaryota, Phaeophyceae, Ectocarpales, Ectocarpaceae.
AUGUACCACACCUUUCUGCAGGAGAUGUACGCCCGUUUUGCGGAGCACACACGCCAUGUGCACGGAGAGGUCGACUCAGGAUUCAGCAGGCCGUACUUCAAUCAGAUAUGGCGAGAAGAGAGACCGUUGAUCAAGCUAGCGAGGUUUGGGGAUUUCAUGAAAUGUAGCGACUGCACAGAAAUCAACGAGAAACUGCACGGUGCCCCCGGCAUCAGACCGAUCCAAGACACCCGGCAGAGGGCGGAGAUUGUUCGUCACCAAAAGGAACACCACCAUAUCGUGUCGAAGGACAGAGAACUCCUGACGUCACACAUGGAGGCCGCCAAACGAGAGCAGGCGAACGGAACCCCGCUAAACCAAGUGACCAUUCAACAAGACUGUGCCUGCCAGAUUCGCUACGCGUUAGGGACCGUCCACCCUCAAACUCACGCGUCUGAGAGGCAACGGCUUUUCGGAGCGGCAGAAGGUCAUGGACGUCCACGCAGAAGGGGCGUUCGUGGACGUCCAUUUCGUCCCGCAGACAACAGGUGGAGGGAGCAACCUGGUGUGCACGGCGCUGUGGUUGGCCCUCAAACGACUGUCUGCAAUGUGGACCAAGCCUGGCCAGAGGUUUUACAUCAAGCGUCUCCACCUUCAGAUAACUGCGUCGGCGAAAACAAGAACAACAUCGUCCUGGCCUUCAUUGGCGGAUUGGUCGCCGCCGGGGUGAUCGGUUCUGCAGAGGUCUGCUUCCUGAUCGUUGGACACACGCACAUCAAAAUCGACCAAGUGUUUUCUCGGUUCUCUGUGGGUACCCUCGGUCGAAGCAUCUUCACGAGGAGUCAACUUGGUGAGCGAUUCCGGGAGUCGUACAAGGAACUUCCGGUACACGUAGGGACUCUGACCAACCUCGGCAACUUCAAGGGGCUCUACCUCGACGACAACAAGCUCAACCUUCGGAGGAUCCGGAACGUCACCAAGUUUUGGGCCUUCCGAGUGGGGAAGGUUGCAGGGGAGGUUUCCGUGUGGGCCAAGCGCUUCAUGCACAGCGAUGCCUGGCUUGGUCUGACAGCGACCGGCGGGGCCCAGGUCGACGCCAACCCACACCGUCUCUUCCGGUUCGCUGCGCCGACUUUCGACAACGUGCCUCCUUUUGAGCUCAAGACGGUCGACCCCACCGUGAUCGCCCUCAUCGAGAAGCGCUACAUCGCGACGCGGCCCCGCCUAGAGGCUGCUUACGCACUAGCUCCUGACGGUGUGGUCGACGCUCUAUUGGCUGAGCAGAGCGACUCGCUGAAGUUGUUGCGCUCCGGAGGAACGAUCAACAACUUCGACCUCCCAAUGGAAUGGCUCCACACGGCGAUCCCGCCAGCGCCUUUGCCUCCCUCUGCGGGCGCGACCGCGGACGGAGUGGACAACACACCCUCUCGGGCGAACGGGGUGUCAGAGCCCUCUAAGAGAAAGGCCUUAAACCCAGUGCGUCCAACGUCGCUAACACCACCCAGCGUUGGCGACAUCGCAUUCUUCAAGGCGGAGGAAGCUCCGUUUGUGCUGGGGGAGGUGCUGAGCAUAGCUGCAGACGCCUCGCCGGUGAACGUCAACAUGCACUGGUAUGGGCCUAUCAACAAUACCGUGUUAGGGCGGGAGCGGGCAGCGCGACUGAGCUCCUGAUACGGCACCGCGCAAAGUCGUUCGAUUUCAUCCUAACGAGCGGUGCGAAGCGCAGAACGCCCGAUGCCAGCGACGAGCCUAUCACACGCAUUGUCGCAUGCUGCAGUUCGCUAACUUCAACGGGUAACAUCCCGGCGAGAAUGAAGAAAGUGGUGAUGGAGACUUGCCGGCCUGCACCUUCGUCGUCCUCGGAGAGCGAAGCAAGUGACUCGGACGACGACGGGUCUGGAAGCGGACUCUGAGGAAGACGAGUCCGAUGACGACGGCUAUGGUUCAGAGUAGUCCUGGCGCCUAGCAGGGACUAGAUUGAUGUCGAGACCGGGGCGUUCUGGGGAUCAAGAAGAUUUGUACUAGCGGUUUUGCGCCGUAAGAUGGUCAACAUUUGUCAACUUCGAGCUCUGUACCCAAAUCUUGUCGUAGGGGCUGUGGGUCUUUCCAUCAUAGUAACAUAACUUUCGAAGUGCCGUGUGCUCAGAUUUUUAUUUUUUGCUAGUGCGUCAGGGAAUCUAUCGAAAUUGACCGGAAAACACGCGUAAGAACUCGUUAGAAAUCUGGGUCUGCCCGGGGGGUAGGGGGGGUGGGGGUGUUGAAUCAGGUGCGGUUUGGGGUCCUUAGUGGCGGAACUAUCGUGAUUUUCGGCGUUGCCGAUGGUGUUAGCUCGGGCGAAAGGGCGUGUGUUCGAUUUGGAAGACGCCCGAGGAUGUUUUUCGUUGGAGCGAGAAUAAUAAAUUGUUUGGCACUUUUGGUGCGCCAACCUGCCCAAACAUUUUCUCAUUUACAAUUUUUUUCUCAAUAAAUACAAUCCGCU